Messenger RNA from Xiphias gladius (swordfish), 1650 nucleotides. RefSeq names its product chromobox homolog 6b (gene cbx6b). NCBI's taxonomy places the organism in Eukaryota, Metazoa, Chordata, Actinopteri, Istiophoriformes, Xiphiidae. The record is from RefSeq and is a predicted model, not a curated record. Bases 1 to 1650 code for a protein of 549 amino acids. The transcript has 5 exons.
AUGGUGGCCUUCAUCGGAGCGGUUAUCUGCAUCAUCGCGGCCGUCCACACCGGAUCCUCCAAGGCUGCCGCGGCACAACAGCAACCUGCAACCGACAACCACUCGCUGUAUCCGGACGCGGCGUCGCAGACCCCCGCUGCCGGGGGCUCCGUGGCCAGGGCCGGAUCUUUGGGCGCUCUCCACGGUUCUGAAACACCCGAGUCAGAGGCGCCUACUUUCAACAUCGGGCUCAGCGGGCUUGAUGGGGUCACUGGACUCACCGGACAUGACCCGACGGUCAGCCGACUCAUCUGCACGCCGAUCCCCGCCGGGGAGUGCAACCCGAAAAACUUUCAGCAACAAGCGGACGACCCGUCGCUGUACGCCGGCGAAGAUUGGGGUUACCUCCGCACCACCGCGGAGGAACUCCGGCAGACCGUUCUGCAGCAAAAAGACCAGAUAUUGACCGACCAGCGGACCAUCCGCGAACUGACGGGGAAACUGUCCGAGUGUGAGAAGGGGCUGAACGGUAGGAGCAGCGGCGAGGACAGACGAGGGAGCCCUGCGGGGAUGUGGGGGGGCAAAGGCACGGCGGAGGAGGCGCACCUGGAGCGGAUCAUGGUGCGGGACAGCCCGGCCUCGGAACCCGAUAGUGUCCACUUGCUCACCGUCAGGGCUGUGGAUGAGCUGGAGCAGGCUAUCACUCAGCUCAAAGACCGCAUAGAGAAACUGGAGACAGACAUUGGCCCUUUUCCUCACAACCAGACGGACAGUAGCACCUCAGGAGCACCAGAGGAAGGUAGGAUGUCUGGCGGCCCAGAAGGGUUUGCUGAUCCUGGAAACAAAGAUGGUACUGACAGGCCCUGGAGGAUGGAAGACUUAGAGGGGGAGCUAGAGAGGAAGGUGGAGCAGCUGGAGAAAGAGAGAAAAGCCCUGAGGCUGGAAACGGAGAAACACAGACAGGAAAUUGACCAGGGCAUCAGUAAACUACACCACCGAAUCUCAGGACUGGAGGAAGGUGUUUCUGGGCAUCCUUACCCAGAGGGCUACAGACUGUCCUUCCCAACAAGGACAAACUACAUGUACGCUGUUGUGAAACACUCCAUCCCAGCGCUGCGGGCCUUCACCCUCUGCCUGUGGCUGCGGUCCGCGGAGGGAGGCAUCGGGACGCCUCUGUCUUAUGCUGUUCCUGAGCAGCCGAACGAACUGGUGCUGCUGCAAGGCCUGCACACCCCCACUGAGCUGCUCAUCAAUGACAAGGUGGCGCAGUUACCUCUGAACCUCUCCAGAGGCAACUGGCAGCACAUCUGUGUGAGCUGGAGCCAGAGGGGAGGAGCCUGGCAGGCCUACCAGGGGGGGAAGCUGAGGGGCGAGGGCCACGCGCUGGCAGCCGGACAUCACAUCAGACCUGCGGGAGUGCUCAUGUUGGGGCAGGAGCAGGAUUCCCUAGGUGGGGGGUUUGAUUCCUCCCAGGCCUUGGUUGGAGAGUUGUCCCAGGUGGGUCUCUGGGACCGGGUCCUGUCCUCUAGCCAGGUGGCCAGCUUGGCUCGCUGCGGCAGAGUAACACAGGGCAGCGUGGCCCCCUGGACUGAGAACAGAGUUGAGGUCUACGGCGGAGCCACCAAGUACCCAGGGGAGCCAUGUAGUAAACACAGCAGGGGCUCUCAGUGA